AUGAUCAGGGCCAUUCUGCUGAGUGCCUUGGUGGCUGGAGCUCUCAGCUGUGGGCUCCCCACUUACGUGCCCAACCUGUCCAGGGUGGUUGGAGGUGAAGAUGUGAGGCCCAACAGCUGGCCCUGGCAGGUCUCCCUGCAGUACAACUACAACGGCGAGUGGCGCCACACCUGUGGAGGAUCCCUGGUGGCCACCAACUGGGUCCUGACCGCUGCCCACUGCAUCAGCGACUCCCGGACCUACCGCGUGGUGCUGGGCCGCCACAGCCUCUCCUCCGACGAGUCCGGCUCCCGGGCCAUCAGCGUCUCCAAGCUCGUGGUGCAUGAGAAGUGGAACCCCAGCCUGCUCUCCCAAGGCAACGACAUCGCCAUGCUCAAACUGGCCAGCCACGUCUCCCUUUCCGACAAGAUCCAGCUGGCCUGCCUCCCACCUGCCGGCACCAUUCUGCCUAACAACUAUGCCUGCUACGUCACUGGCUGGGGAAGACUGCAGACCAACGGCGCUCUUCCUGACAUCCUGCAACAGGGCAAGCUGCUGGUCGUCGACUACAAGACCUGCUCCAGCCCUGGCUGGUGGGGCAGCACCGUGAAGAAGAACAUGGUCUGCGCUGGGGGCGACGGCGUGAUCUCCAGCUGCAACGGUGACUCUGGAGGACCUCUGAACUGCAAGACAUCUAACGGCAGGUGGGAAGUGCAUGGCGUGGUGAGCUUCGGGUCCUCCCUCGGCUGCAACUACUACCACAAGCCUUCCGUCUUCACCCGGGUCUCCGACUACAUCAGCUGGAUCAACUCGGCGAUGGCCAAUAACUAACCACCAGAAGCCCCCCGGGACCGUUUCAGACUCGGAAAGGUCACAGGAGGAAAUCAGUAAUAAUAAAGUGACGACUACAUGAAUCACAUCUUGGAGAGUCAUUAUUUAGCAAACCAUGGGACAUCAAAGCAAGAAUAGACGGGAGUCAGGACAGCACCCUAGAUUUCAUGGGCAGGCCUGCUCGGGAGCCCAACAGCCCACUGCCUCAGCCAAGAAGGCGCCUGGAGGCACAGGUGGCCUUGCAGACACAAGCCACUGGGAGCUGGUUCCCUGGACAAGGGACUGGACCUCCCCCAGCACCCGGCUCGG
Condylura cristata (star-nosed mole) is the source of this 1119-nucleotide messenger RNA. RefSeq names its product chymotrypsin-like elastase family member 2A. Gene Ontology annotation, biological process: proteolysis. Gene Ontology annotation, molecular function: serine-type endopeptidase activity. The transcript is spliced from 8 exons. The record is from RefSeq and is a predicted model, not a curated record. Lineage: Eukaryota; Metazoa; Chordata; Mammalia; Eulipotyphla; Talpidae. The coding region runs from base 1 to 810 and encodes 269 amino acids.